Messenger RNA from Paramecium primaurelia, 4765 nucleotides. Lineage: Eukaryota; Ciliophora; Oligohymenophorea; Peniculida; Parameciidae. The record is from the annotation of a GenBank genome assembly.
AUGUUAAAGGACUUGGAAUAUCCCCAAUAAAUAGUCAUAACUCCUUAUUUAGCUUCUAAUUCUGUUGGCUAUCACAAAGAAUAUCCAAAAUCUUUGUAUAAGCAAGUCUUUGAACCUGACAUUAUUAUGAAACCAAACUAUAAAGCAAUCAAAAUAUUUGAUCCUUAAGAACUUGUAAGACAUUUGCAAAAAAAUUUUCCUUUGAUUAGGAAAAACAUUUUGCAGUUCGAUGACUAAAUGAAAAAAUUAAAUUUAACUUUUGGACAUAUGAUAGUAAAUGGUAUUAUAUAUUUUAAUAUAUCAGGUUUUCACAUUGAUGAUUUCUUGAAGAAAUUCUUUUUUGUUUUAGAUAAAAGAUUGCAUAAAUUUUUUGAUCAUCUUGACUAAAGUGUUUUCAAAUUGGAUGGAAAAUAAUCAUAAGAAUUAAUUCCAGGUGAUUACAGAAUAGGAGAUACUAGACAACAUAUUAGAUAAAAGUUAAUUGAUAUGUCAAAUGAUCUUGUAACUAAGUUUGCUUCCAGAAAAACUCCUUAAGAAUAUGAUAGAGAAGUCAUUAAGAAAAUAGAUUAAAUAUUAAGAGUUUAUGAAUUAUUGAAAUAUGAUUAAGGAUGGCAUUUUAUCAUAAAUAUCACAAAAUUCAAUCUAGAAGAUUUACUAGAAAAAGUUUGUAAUAACGAUCUCACAAAAUUUUCAACAAUUGAUGAAUUGAUUGAGUCUAUGUUUCUUAUAUCCAUUAAAUAAAUUAAAGAUGCAACCGAACAUGAAAAUACAAGUCCACUUUUUGUUUUUAAUAAAGAUGUAGUAUUGUCUAAGUAAAUUAUUAAAAUUAAAUUAGAUUUCAUUCUAUUAUUAAUGAUAGAACAGAUCCUUAAAUGUCAACAGAUGAUUUGUAUUAUGUAAGUAAAACUGUAUGUAUGAGGGAUAGAAGAAUCAUUUACAACGAAUUUUAUAAUUAAAUUAAUAAGGAACUUAAAGAAAUUGCUCCUGAAUAUUUUUAGUUUGCUACAACAGAGAAGAGUGAGUAUUUAAAGAAAAGAGAAGAACUUCAUAAAAAAUUAUUAAAAAUUUAAAAUGAUUGGGAAUCAUUAAAGGAAGAUGAAAACUACUAUUUAAUUUUAGAGGACAGAAUUAAUGAAGAGGAUUUAAGAAAAGUUCCAUUAACAAGUGAACAAUAGUUACAAUAAUUAUAAAAAUUAAAUAUCUUUGCAAAUAAAGCUUCCAACCUAUAAUAUGAUGCAGUCACUUUAUUUAAAGACAUUUUGGAUCAUAAAGAUAACUCAAAGCUCUUAAUUGAAAGUAAACUUCAAGAGGCUUUGGAAAAGGCAAAAUAAUUUUAUAAUAAAAUGACACCUGGCAGAACACCAUAGUCAAAUUAAAUAAAAUAGCAUGUAGAUAGUCUUUAUAGUGAAUUAAUAAUUUUGUUAAAUUCAGAUAUAUCCAAAUAUUAAGGAUAGAUGUCUUUAACUGAUAAAUCAAUUGAACAAUAACUUGCUAAAAACAAACAAAAUCCUUAUUUAUAAUAAGUAUCAAAAGAAAUUCAAAGAUAACAGCAUGUUAGAGAUCAUAUGUAAAAAGAAUAAGAAAAUGAAAUGAAAAAAAGAUCUGAAUUAGUUAAUGAGUAGAUUGAUCUCAUGAUAAGAUAACAAUAUUAGCGAGAUCUCUUUAAAGAAGAUGUAUCAACAAGACCAAACUAACCUGUAAAUGCAGGUAAAAUUAUGGAAGGAAGUUCAAUUACUAAUGAACAUUAUUAUGAAAAAAAAGUUGCCAACUAUCAAAAACCUGAAUAAGAAGCAGGUAAAUAUGAGAAGAAGAUAAAUAACAAUAAGGGUUAAAAUGUUUCUAGCCUGAGUAGAGAUGUUUAUGUUGCUUCCACACCAUAAUAUUAUGUUGAUAAAAUUAUGGGAUAACCUGUAAGCUCUGAAUAAUUAAGAGAAUAGUUAUAAAAUAAAUAUAAUCAACCACCAAAAAAAAAUGACCCUUAUAAAGAAAUCUCUAAAUAAGAACCCCCUAAAAAACCUGAUCCUCCUAAAGAAAUUCCUAAAUAAGAACCACCAAAAAAGCCAGAUCCUCCUAAAGAAAUUCCUAAAUAAGAACCUCCUAAAAAGCCUGAUCCUCCUAAAGAAAUUCCUAAAUAAGAACCCCCUAAAAAACCUGAUCCUCCUAAAGAAAUUCCUAAAUAAGAACCACCAAAAAAGCCAGAUCCUCCUAAAGAAAUUCCUAAAUAAGAACCUCCUAAAAAGCCUGAUCCUCCUAAAGAAAUUCCUAAAUAAGAACCACCAAAAAAACCUGAUCCUCCUAAAGAAAUUCCUAAAUAAGAACCACCAAAAAAGCCAGAUCCUCCUAAAGAAAUUCCUAAAUAAGAACCUCCUAAAAAGCCUGAUCCUCCUAAAGAAAUUCCUAAAUAAGAACCACCAAAAAAACCUGAUCCUCCUAAAGAAAUUCCUAAAUAAGAACCACCAAAAAAGCCAGAUCCUCCUAAAGAAAUUCCUAAAUAAGAACCUCCUAAAAAGCCUGAUCCUCCUAAAGAAAUUCCUAAAUAAGAACCACCAAAAAAACCUGAUCCUCCUAAAGAAAUUCCUAAAUAAGAACCACCAAAAAAGCCAGAUCCUCCUAAAGAAAUUCCUAAAUAAGAACCUCCUAAAAAGCCUGAUCCUCCUAAAGAAAUUCCUAAAUAAGAACCACCAAAAAAACCUGAUCCUCCUAAAGAAAUUCCUAAAUAAGAACCACCAAAAAAGCCAGAUCCUCCUAAAGAAAUUCCUAAAUAAGAACCUCCUAAAAAGCCUGAUCCUCCUAAAGAAAUUCCUAAAUAAGAACCACCAAAAAAACCUGAUCCUCCUAAAGAAAUUCCUAAAUAAGAACCACCUAAAAAGCCUGAUCCUCCUAAAGAAAUUCCUAAAUAAGAACCACCAAAAAAGCCAGAUCCUCCUAAAGAAAUUCCUAAAUAAGAACCUCCUAAAAAGCCUGAUCCUCCUAAAGAAAUUCCUAAAUAAGAACCACCAAAAAAGCCAGAUCCUCCUAAAGAAAUUCCUAAAUAAGAACCUCCUAAAAAGCCUGAUCCUCCUAAAGAAAUUCCUAAAUAAGAACCACCAAAAAAGCCAGAUCCUCCUAAAGAAAUCUCUAAAUAAGAACCACCAAAAAAACCAGAUCCUCCUAAAGAAAUCCCAAUGCAAGAACCCCAUAAGAAACUUGAGCCAUAAAAAUAUAUGGAAUAACCAAAUCAGAAACAAAAAAACGUUGAUCCUUAUGCAAUUGAUUUCGCUGAUAAUGAUGAUCUUGAUGAUGAUGAAUUUGAUAAUGACUAUAAUCCAAAAGCUUAAUAAUUUUUAUAAUAAUAGCAACCCUAGAGAGGUAUAUUUACAAAUUUAUAUAGGACUUAAUUAAUAUCAAUAGCCUUCAAUAAAACCAGGAAAUGAUUUCAAUUUAGACUCUGAGGAAGAUAAUUAGAAGCCAUAAAAUUUAAAUGAAAUAUUAUAACCUGAUGAAGAAGGGGAAGAGAUUGAUUAAAUUCUUAUAACUCCAGAAAAUUUGCCAAUAAUAAAUAAAUACACUAAAGGAACCAAAUUUGGGAAGUCUACACCAAUAACAAUUUAAGAAUUCAAUACUUUUGAUCAUGUUAUUUAAUUAUUUGAAGAUUUUAUUAUUUAAGAUGAAGCUUAUUUUUUAGAUUUUGAUGAAACUGGAUAGUUAUUGUUCAUUUUUGAAAAAUUACUUUCUUAAGAAGAUCCUUAAGAGGAAAUUGAAGAAAUAGAUAAAUAUAUUUAGGCUAAAUUUUUUGAAAAAACUUAAAGAACUAACUUUGGUGAAUAAAGAAAUUUUUUCCCAUUUGAGGAUAAUCCAUUUUUAUUCUAUCUUAUAGAGAAGGAUCCCCUUUAAAAAUAAUUAAUAUUAUAUUAUGAUGAAUAGCCAAAAGAAGAUCAUAUGGGGGAGGAAUUUAAUUAAUUUUUGAACAUCUUCCAAUAACUAUUCUUAUGUGAAGAUUAUGAAAUUUCUCAAGUUCUUCUUCCAGCUUAAUCAAAAAAAAAGCUUGAUUCCUUUGGACCUGAUGGCAAAUAUUUAAAAUAUAUGCUUACAGUUUUUACAAUUCUUUAUGAACAAUAAGCUAUUUAGGGAGACAUAAUUAUUAACGAUGACACUAUUGCAAGAGCCUUUUGGGCUCUACAUUAAGCUACAGAAUUAUACACAUUAUUACAGGAAAAUGAGGAAGAUGUUAGAAAUGCUUUUGUUGAUAUUUUAUAAUAGGCUCAAAAUAAUGAUAAAACUGUUUAAAUUGCAACAAUAGAAGAGCCUUACUCAAAAUAAGGGAUUGAAAAUUUAUAAUAGGUAACACUUAUAAAUUAUUAUUUUAGCAAGUAUAAGAGAUUUAUUAAGAUUUUCUAUAAAAUAAAGCUAUAAAACAAUCCUUUUUCUCAAUAGAUAUUAUAAUUCAACAAGAAUAAAAAUAUUGUUUAUAUGUGCAUUUACAAAAGGUUGCUUAACUUAAUUUUCUUAAAGUAUGAACAUUAGAUUUAUCUAGAUAUUUACUUUGUAAAGUUAUGGAGAAUUAAAUUAAUAAAUGCUAGAAUUUUUAUUAAUGGACGAUGGCUUGUUUACAUAGAAAGUCUAUAUGGAUUUUCCAAGACAUAAUUUCUUCUAAGAGUAUAGUGAAGUUACACUAGGUGCUUUUUACCAUCUUGUAGUUAAGAAAAAUUUAAAGCCAGAAGAGGCCAUGGUUAAUUUAGUUUUUUCAUUAGUUCCAUAUAAUCUAAUUUUUACAAAAUAAGAAUGA